This is a messenger RNA of Lutzomyia longipalpis, 2068 nucleotides long. It is a transcript of the gene Prps, whose product is annotated as ribose-phosphate pyrophosphokinase 1. Gene Ontology annotation, molecular function: ribose phosphate diphosphokinase activity; magnesium ion binding. NCBI's taxonomy places the organism in Eukaryota, Metazoa, Arthropoda, Insecta, Diptera, Psychodidae. Bases 292 to 1425 code for a protein of 377 amino acids. The transcript has 7 exons. The record is from RefSeq and is a predicted model, not a curated record. Gene Ontology annotation, cellular component: ribose phosphate diphosphokinase complex; cytoplasm. Gene Ontology annotation, biological process: ribonucleoside monophosphate biosynthetic process; purine nucleotide biosynthetic process; 5-phosphoribose 1-diphosphate biosynthetic process.
AGUGAGUGAUAAACUCUUGACCUUGCCUGGCGAUAGAUUGGAAACUAAUAUAGAGAAAAUAAUAUUGAUUCGUGCCAUUCGUGCAAAAUAUUAUUGCUCUUUUAGCGAUUGAAGAAAUUCUCUGAAUUGAGAACAACAGUUGGCGCAUCAUUGGGGAAUUACUGCGCGCAUCCCUUUGACAGUUUCAUUCGCGUAAGAAUUCUGUGAGGCUCUCCUGGCGCUAUUCCCGGGGGUUUGAGUGCAUGUGAAUGUGGCACGUGUGCUGGAUGGGUGACCUCUGCACCCGACAAAAUGGACAACACAACGGAUCCGUCCACCAGUGAUGGCGGGGCCAUGCCAGUUAUUAGCACGAUCCGCGCGAAAUCGCUCAUUCGGAGGGAAUUGGAGAAAUCAAGUGUAAUUCAGUCCAGAAUGCCGAAUAUAAAAGUGUUCUCCGGAACAUCCCAUCCGGAUCUGGCUCAGCGCAUUGUGGAUCGCCUGGGAAUUGACCUGGGACGCGUGGUAACGAAGAAAUUCAGCAAUUUGGAAACAUGUGUGGAGAUUGGCGAAUCUGUGCGAGGGGAAGAUGUUUAUAUUGUGCAAUCGGGUUCCGGGGAGAUCAACGAUAAUCUCAUGGAGCUCCUUAUCAUGAUUAAUGCAUGCAAAAUUGCAUCAGCCCUGCGGGUCACGGCAGUUAUUCCAUGCUUCCCUUAUGCCAGGCAGGACAAAAAGGACAAGACCGGUGGAGAAAACCAAAAGGUGAAAACCCUUAAAUACAACGAAUGGAAGUUUAGGAGUCGAGCACCGAUAUCGGCAAAAUUGGUGGCUAAUAUGCUGUCUGUAGCAGGGGCUGAUCAUAUCAUUACAAUGGAUUUGCAUGCCUCACAAAUUCAGGGCUUCUUUGACAUUCCCGUUGACAAUUUGUACGCCGAACCGGCUGUACUGAAGUGGAUUAAGGAGAAUAUUCCCGAGUGGCGGAACUCCAUUAUUGUCUCCCCGGAUGCCGGGGGUGCAAAGCGUGUGACAUCAAUUGCCGAUCGUCUCAAUGUGGAAUUUGCAUUGAUCCACAAGGAGCGCAAGAAGGCCAAUGAGGUGUCCUCAAUGGUACUCGUGGGCGAUGUGAAGGAUCGCAUUGCAAUUCUCGUGGAUGACAUGGCGGACACGUGCGGGACAAUUUGUCAUGCCGCUGAAAAGCUCAUGGAGGCUGGUGCGACGAAGGUUUAUGCCAUCCUAACGCAUGGGAUCUUCUCUGGACCCGCAAUUUCGCGGAUAAAUAAUGCAUGCUUCGAGGCUGUUGUGGUAACUAAUACCAUUCCACAGGAUGGCCAUAUGCGGGAUUGUCCCAAAAUUCAGAUGAUUGAUGUAUCCAUGAUGUUUGCUGAGGCAGUAAGACGGACCCACAAUGGGGAGAGUGUCUCCUACUUAUUCUCAAAUGUACCGUACUAAGGACACUGAAAACGCGUGUGGUGUGUGGAUGCAAAGGGAAAUGCCGGAAAGAUCCACUAAAAGCUGAUUGUUUUUUUUUAUUUCAAAUAUUUUUUAAAUUCAAGUUCCCCCCUUCACUAAAAAAAAUCCUUUUAAUUUUUUUUUGUUAUUUUGCAAAAAAAAAAAAGAGAGAAAACCUUUUUGUAACUUUUGUGCACCGGAGGGAAUCUCUAAUUAAAUAACGUAGGAUGAAAGAUUAAAAUAAAUUCAAUGAACGCGUAUGCUUUUGGGUGCCAUUGAAGGAUCUUUAAAAUGUUUUUAUUUUAAUGUGCUAAUGAGUCUGAGAAUUUAUUUGAAAGGUUAAAAAAAGAAAUUGUAAUAGACAAUGAAAACACAAAAUAUUGGGCUAAAUGGGGAAACUUUUUUGCCUCAAAUCUCUUUUUUAGAUUGAUGUAUAUAAAAUUACAAAAGAAAAUUCCUUUUCUAGCUCGCACUGUGAGUAGAUUAAUUACAUUUUUAUUACUCUUUGUGUUAUAACUUUUUAUUUUCGCGCUAAAGCUGCAGAGUGAAAGAGGAAAAGAUUGUGGUCAAUUUGCAGAGAUGAACUUUUAUUAUUGAGUCUAUAUUGUGGAAAUAAAAUGACACCAUUUUAGAGUAAAAACUA